Molecule: messenger RNA, 1179 nt
Organism: Dinoponera quadriceps
Lineage: Eukaryota; Metazoa; Arthropoda; Insecta; Hymenoptera; Formicidae
Product: odorant receptor 4-like
Exons: 6
Coding region: 1-1179 (392 amino acids)
Biological process (GO): detection of chemical stimulus involved in sensory perception of smell; sensory perception of smell
Cellular component (GO): plasma membrane
Molecular function (GO): odorant binding; olfactory receptor activity
Source: RefSeq, a predicted model, not a curated record
AUGAAGAAAAUAAUAGCCCGUAGAAGCACGCUUAAUCGCACGCUAAAGUUUAUGUUCGUUCUGUUCGGUAUUUGGCCGGGCAUGUCCUACGUUCUGGCCUGCAGGGUAUUUUGGGUCUCCACCUUAGCAUUCAUCGAGUACUGUCAUUACCAUUAUUUUCUAACGCAUAUAUAUACCGCCGAGUUUCUCAAUCUGAUGGACUGCAUGUGCAGCUUCCUGGCGUAUGGCAAAGUGUUAAUUAAGUUUAUCCUGUUUUGGUUUAAUCAACAAAAUUUCAUCGAGAUAUUGUCGAUGAUGUCGGACGAUUGGGAUGAUUGCGCUAAGAGCGAUGUUGAACUUCGCGAGACGGAGUGUAAGGCGAAAAUAUCGGAUCGCAUCAUGAACUCGAUAGUCAUUCUCCAUACGAUGUCGAUCGUCGCGUACUGCCUCGGCAUUAUAUUGGACAAUAUCACUGUCGACGUCACUGACCACACGGCGGAACUGUCCUAUGUCAACAAAUUAGAUUUCCCCUUCGACGUUAACACGCAACUCGUGUACAGAACAAUAUUAAUCGUACAAUUCUUAUUUUUGAUUAUGUGCGGUUGGGCAGCAGGCGUGACGAACGUAUUAUUGUUGAGUUUGACGUUACACGCCGCCGGUCAGAUGGAGAUUCUGUGUAACUGGUUCACGCAACUUAUACCCCAACCGAAUGAGGACAAACAGGAAUCGAUCGUCAUCACGCUGGGGCAAAUUGUACGGAAGCAUCAGAAAAUCAUCCAGUUCUCGAAAAGCAUCGAGAAUCUCUAUACGUUGAUCGCGUUCAUGCAGUUCGGGUCAAACAUGAUAAUGAUUUGUUCAUUGGGUUUUCUUAUUGUAACGGCGAUCGGCAGUCCGAACGCGGAAGAGCAGAUAGUGUCGUCCCUUUUUUUCUACACCAUAACGAACCUCGAAGCUUUUAUAUUUUGCUUUGCCGGGGAAUAUCUGAGUAACAAGAGCAAAUUGAUCAGCAUCGCAGCUUACAACAUCGCGUGGUACGAUUUGGUGCCCAGUGACGGCCGGAUUUUGUUGUUCAUUAUAUUACGAUCGCAGAAGCAACUGACGCUCACAGCCGGCAAGAUGAUGGAUCUUUCCUUAGAAUCCUUCGCGGAUAUCAUGAAAGCCUCUGGAUCGUACUUGUCGGUGCUGUUGGCGAUGCAAUGA